Messenger RNA from Aspergillus ochraceoroseus IBT 24754, 1641 nucleotides. RefSeq lists its product as uncharacterized. Gene Ontology annotation, cellular component: cytosol. The record is from RefSeq and is a predicted model, not a curated record. Lineage: Eukaryota; Fungi; Ascomycota; Eurotiomycetes; Eurotiales; Aspergillaceae. The transcript has 5 exons. Gene Ontology annotation, molecular function: glycerone kinase activity. Gene Ontology annotation, biological process: glycerol catabolic process. Bases 22 to 1641 code for a protein of 539 amino acids.
GAUAGUUUCGCUUUCUGCAAAAUGUCUUCGAAACACUACUUCCCCUCCGCUUCAGCGACAUCUCUCGUACCCCGCUAUCUCUCCGCACUUGUAAGGGCCAACCCGCAUUUGGACUGGAUAUCCUCUGAGCGUGUGAUUUAUGACCCGUCGCAUGAUGCCUCGACCGUCUCCGUUAUCUCAGGUGGCGGGUCGGGCCACGAGCCAAGCUGGUCCGGCUUCGUAGGCAGUGGUCUCCUGGCUGCUGCAGUAUGUGGGGACAUUUUUGCGAGCCCCAGCACCAAGCAGGUUCUGGCGGCCGUGGAUGCUACGAGGAGCAACGCUGGGACCAUUUUCCUGAUCACAAACUAUACCGGUGACAAGCUGCAUUUUGGACUUGCUGCUGAGAAGGCCAAGGCAAAUGGACUCGGCCCCAUUGCGAUUCUGUAUGGAACAGACGAUGUGAGUAUCGGCAGAAGCAAGUGCGAGACAGUAGGAAGGAGGGGAAUGCCGGGACAUGUCAUCACUAUGAAAAUAGUCUGCGCGGCAGCAGGGAAACGGUACAGCUUUGAGCGCUGUGUCGAACUUGGUACGGCUGUCAAUGCGGCUCUGGUCUCCAUCGGCUCCGCACUCGACCAUUGCCACGUACCUGGACGCCAAAAUCAUGAGCGUCUCGGUGAUGAUAUAUGUGCAAUUGGCGCGGGUAUCCAUAAUGAGCCAGCACAGAUGAAGAUCUCGCCAUUCCCUGCGGUUGAAGAUGUAGUAAACCGGUGCCUCGACCUUCUUUGUGAUUCCAACGAUGCUGAGCGUGCAUUUGUCGACUUCCUGAAUAAAGAGGAUGAGGUUGUCCUGCUCAUCAAUAACUAUGGAGGGUUAUCAAACCUGGAAUUGGGUGCGUUGACCGAUGAGGUCCUCGUUCAGCUGGAAGAGAAAUGGGGUAUUCUUCCUGUGAGAAUAUUUAGUGGUGCGUUUGAGACUUCUCUUAACGCGCCUGGAUUCUCGGUGUCUUUGUGCAAUCUUUCUGUAGCCAGCAGGACCAUCAAUGCCCCGGUAUCAGAACUGCUGGAUCUCCUUGAUGCGCCGACGACAGCGCCACAGCGAAUGGGUGUACGAAAAUCGAAGGCGUGUCGCCGAGUUGAUCCACUCCUUCUUGACCGUAUGAUUCGCAAGGGAUGCGAAGCCGCCAUAGACGCUGAGCCCAAGUUAACCCACUGGGAUAUGGUAAUGGGCGACGGAGAUUGUGGAGAAGCCGUUAAAGGCGCUUGCGAAGCCAUCCUCCGUCAACUCGAUUCGGACAUCCAACACCGUGGCUCGAUCAUCUCCUUCCUCUUCUCUGCCAUCGAUGCCAUCGACGACAUGGCGCCUACGGCUGCCACAUUUGCGGCUGCUUUGACGAGGGCCGUUGAGGCAUUGAAGGCCCAUACAAGUGCACGCGAGGGGGAUCGGACGGUAAUGGACGUAUUACUACCGUUUACAGAAACCUUUACGCAGACGGGGGACUUUCAUGCUGCCUUGCAAGUAGCCAAGGAAAAGGCAGAAGGGACAAGAUUUCUCAAACCAAAAUUCGGGCGGGCUACCUACGUUGGAGAGGACAGGGCGUUGCCUGAUCCUGGAGCGUGGGCGCUGUAUGAGAUACUGAACGGGAUGGGGAUAGGGAUGGAAUGA